AUGUUUCAGAACUGCAAAAUGUCUAAGAACUUGGUACUCUCUCCAUAUAAAUUGUGGUGGAAAAGAAGUAACUGUUUUGGGAAAAAAAUUACAACAUUUAAUGGUGACACAGAUUCAGUUGGAUCUUCAUCAUUUCGCCAGAGCUCAACAAAUUGGGCUUUAAGCAGCACUGGUUGCUUUACUGAUGAUAACCAUGAAGACACCCUUAUCCAAAAUAAUGAAACGAUUCUCUCUAUGGCCAAUCCAAAACUGUACAUGAAUGCACGCCUUUCCCCCAUCUCUCUAACUUAUUUUGGGUUUUGUCUGGGAAAUGGAGACUACACUGUAAACCUCCAUUUUGCAGAGACACGGUUUACAAAUGGCAAAACAUAUAAAGCCUGGGAAGGCGUAUAUUUGAUGUUUACAUUCAGGUUGCAGUCAAGGCUGAAAAAAUACGAUCAUGAAAUGUUAAGUAACUACAUUAGCAUAUUUCAGGGGAUACAACGGCUGAAGGAUUUCAAUAUUGCGGAUGAAGCUGGUGGUGGGGUUGGUAAGGCAGUCAUAAAGAACUUUUAUGCUUCUGUAACUAAUGGUACCUUGGAGAUCCGUUUCUAUUGGGCUGGGAAAGGGACGACUGGUAUCCCUGUUACAGGAGUUUAUGGUCCUCUUAUAUCAGCUAUUUCUGGCGUGGACCUGCGAACUGGUAAAUUUAGCUUCAGGCAACUUAAAGAUGCCACAAACAACUUUGACAAAGCCAAUAAGAUUUUGAAUGCAUCAAAUAAUGUGGCUCUCCUUUGCUGCUAUGCCACUUCAACAAUUAGGCCUACCAUGUCUUCAGUUGUGAGCAUGCUUGAAGGCAGGGCUGCUGUUCAGAUAUUGGUCUCGGAUCCAAAUGCAUCAAAUAAUGAGAUGGAUGCAAUGAGGAAACAUUUUGAAUCCACUUUGGGAAUGAACACCAGUGAGUGCCAGAUACAUACUGCAUCAAGUCAAGGUCCCUUGACCGGUUCAUCUACAUCUGUUCAUGAUCUCUAUCCAGUCAUUCCUGAUUCAACUUACUAG
Messenger RNA from Prunus armeniaca (apricot), 1038 nucleotides. The record is from the annotation of a GenBank genome assembly. Lineage: Eukaryota; Viridiplantae; Streptophyta; Magnoliopsida; Rosales; Rosaceae.